AUGUUUCCAAGAUACAACCAAUCAACUGUUUCAGAAUUCAUCCUCUUGGGAUUCCAACUUCUCCACAGAUCCAGAAUAAUUCUCUUCUCUGCGCUCCUUGUGGUCUACUUGGUGACUUUAACUGGAAACCUUCUGAUAAUAAUCUUGGUUUCAUUUACUCAAUGUCUUCAUUCUCCGAUGUAUUUCUUCCUCAGUCACUUGUCAUUUUGUGAUAUCAUGCUUACUGCAACGAUUAUCCCCACUUUCUUACAUAUUACCUUAAAAAAUGGUAGCACCAUGACAGUAAGUCAAUGCAUUGUUCAGUUCAAUAUCUUUGGUGUGUCGUCAGCUACUGAAAGUCUUCUGCUCACCAUGAUGUCCUACGAUAGAUAUGUGGCUGUCUGUAAACCAUUGCAUUAUAUAACAAUAAUGAAUUUUCAAUUUUGUCUAAGUCUCGUGGUCUUGUCCUGGGUAUUGGGUUUUGCUAUUACAUUGAUUGUUACUAUUUUAAUAAGUUAUUUAACUUUCUGUAAUUCACAUUAUAUUGACCAUUUCUUCUGUGAUUAUGCUCCUCUCGUUCAGCUUUCAUGUUCUGAUGUUACAGUUGUACAGACGGUGGUAUUUACAUUCGGUAUUCCAGGAUUUGUCAUUGAACCUAUGGUAAUUAUUUCUACAUAUGUCUGUAUCUUUCUCGCUAUACAGAGAAUAUCUUCCACUAUUGGGAGACAGAAAGCCUUCUCCACAUGCAGUUCCCACCUGGCUAUUGUGUGCAUGUAUUAUGGGACUCUAACUGCUAUCUAUGCCAUUCCAGCAGGAGAACAUUCAUCUGGAAUGAAUAAGAUUGUGUCCCUUAUGUACACCAUUGUGACCCCUUUGCUGAAUCCCAUAAUUUACAGUCUCAGAAACCAAGAAAUCAAGACUGCCUUUAUAAAGUUAUUAGAAAUAAAGAGAUGUUAA
This is a messenger RNA of Pelobates fuscus (common spadefoot toad), 936 nucleotides long. RefSeq names its product olfactory receptor 1J1-like. Gene Ontology annotation, biological process: G protein-coupled receptor signaling pathway. Gene Ontology annotation, cellular component: membrane. Gene Ontology annotation, molecular function: olfactory receptor activity; G protein-coupled receptor activity. The record is from RefSeq and is a predicted model, not a curated record. The transcript has a single exon. Bases 1 to 936 code for a protein of 311 amino acids. NCBI's taxonomy places the organism in Eukaryota, Metazoa, Chordata, Amphibia, Anura, Pelobatidae.